AUGGAGGACCCCGCGGCGGCCGGGGCCGGGAGCUCGUCCACCAAUAGCAACGGCAACGGCGGCGGCAAAGGGAAGCAGGCGGCGCCCAAGGGCCGGGAAGCGUUCAGAAGCCAGCGGCGGGAGUCGGAGGGCUCUGUGGACUGCCCCACUCUGGAAUUUGAGUAUGGAGAUGCAGAUGGGCACGCAGCAGAGUUGUCAGAAUUAUAUAGCUACACUGAAAACCUGGAAUUCACCACUAACAGGAGGUGCUUUGAAGAAGAUUUCAAGACUCAAGUGCAGGGCAAGGAGUGGCUGGAGUUGGAGGAAGAUGCCCAGAAGGCCUAUGUGAUGGGACUCCUGGACCGACUGGAGGUGGUCAGUAGGGAACGGCGACUGAAGGUGGCCCGGGCUGUUCUGUACCUGGCCCAAGGCACUUUUGGGGAAUGUGAUUCGGAGGUCGAUGUGCUACACUGGUCCAGGUACAACUGCUUCCUGCUCUAUCAGAUGGGGACCUUCUCAGCCUUCUUGGAGCUACUCCACAUGGAAAUCGACAACAGCCAGGCCUGUAGCAGUGCUCUUCGGAAACCAGCCAUCUCCAUUGCUGAUAGCACAGAACUCAGGGUGCUGCUGAGUGUCAUGUACCUAUUGGUGGAAAAUAUCCGCCUGGAGCGAGAGACAGACUCCUGCCGGUGGAGGACAGCACGGGAGACCUUCCGCACUGAAUUGAGCUUCUCCAUACAUAAUGAGGAACCUUUUGCCCUUUUGCUUUUCUCCAUGGUUACCAAGUUCUGCAGUGGCCUGGCUCCCCACUUCCCCAUAAAGAAGGUCCUGCUUUUGCUCUGGAAGGUGGUCAUGUUUACCCUUGGUGGAUUUGAGCAUCUACAGGUUCUCAAGGUACAGAAGCGGGCAGAAUUGGGGCUGCCUCCACUGGCUGAAGACAGUAUCCAGGUGGUGAAGAGCAUGCGUGCUGCCUCCCCGCCCUCUUACACCCUCGACCUGGGGGAGUCUCAGCUGGCACCACCACCCUCUAAGCUGCGAGGCCGCCGUGGUUCUCGAAGGCAACUCCUCACUAAGCAGGACAGCCUGGACAUCUACAAUGAAAGAGAUCUCUUUAAGACUGAGGAACCAGCCACAGAGGAGGAAGAGGAGUCUGCUGGUGAUGGAGAACGAACCUUGGAUGGAGAAUUAGACCUGCUAGAGCAAGACCCUCUGGUGCCACCUCCACCCUCACAGGCAUCCCCUUCCGCUGAGCGGGUGGCCUUUCCCAAGGGCCUACCCUGGGCCCCAAAGGUCAGACAGAAGGACAUUGAGCACUUCUUGGAGAUGAGCAGGAACAAAUUCAUCGGAUUCACUCUGGGGCAGGACACAGAUACCUUGGUUGGAUUACCCAGGCCCAUCCAUGAGAGUGUGAAGACUCUAAAGCAGCACAAGUACAUCUCCAUUGCAGAUGUUCAGAUCAAGAAUGAAGAGGAUCUGGAGAAGUGCCCCAUGUCUUUGGUGAGUCAAGGGGCUCCUGCCCAGGAGAAAGGCAGGAGGAAAUCUAUCUGCAGUGCUGUCACAGAGCAUAUGUGCAUGCUGUUGGGCUCUUAUGAUAUUGCUCUACUUAAGAUUCUGCUGGCUGCAGCCCCCACCUCCAAAGCCAAGACAGACUCUAUCAAUAUCCUCGCAGAUGUCCUGCCUGAGGAGAUGCCCAUCACUGUUCUCCAGAGCAUGAAGUUGGGCAUUGAUGUGAACAGGCACAAGGAGAUCAUUGUAAAGAGUAUCUCUGCCCUGCUCCUGCUCCUCCUCAAACACUUCAAACUGAACCACAUCUACCAGUUUGAAUAUGUAUCACAACAUUUGGUAUUUGCCAACUGCAUUCCAUUGAUCCUGAAGUUCUUCAAUCAAAAUAUCUUGUCCUACAUCACUGCCAAAAACAGCAUCUCGGUCCUGGAUUACCCUUGCUGUACCAUCCAGGAUUUGCCGGAGCUUACUACAGAGAGUCUGGAAGCUGGAGACAACAACCAGUUCUGUUGGAGGAACCUCUUUUCCUGCAUUAACCUUCUGAGGCUGCUCAAUAAACUGACCAAAUGGAAGCAUUCCAGAACCAUGAUGCUGGUGGUAUUCAAAUCAGCUCCAAUCUUAAAGCGAGCCCUCAAGGUCAAACAGGCCAUGCUGCAACUUUAUGUUCUGAAGCUGCUAAAAAUACAGACCAAGUACCUGGGGCGCCAGUGGAGAAAAAGUAACAUGAAAACCAUGUCAGCCAUCUAUCAGAAAGUACGCCACCGCAUGAAUGAUGACUGGGCUUAUGGGAAUGACAUCGAUGCCAGGCCAUGGGACUUCCAAGCAGAAGAAUGCACCUUGAGGGCCAACAUUGAGGCUUUUAACAGCCGCCGGUAUGACAAACCCCAGGACUCUGAAUUUUCACCUGUAGAUAACUGCUUGCAGAGUGUGCUGGGGCAGAGGUUGGAUCUGCCUGAGGAUUUCCACUAUUCAUAUGAGCUCUGGCUGGAGAGAGAGGUGUUUUCACAGCCCAUCUGUUGGGAGGAGCUGCUCCAGAAUCACUGACUGAGCUCUUAACAACAAAACAUCUGAUAGAUGGGCUUAGGCUCCAAUAAAUGGUGCUCUGCCUACCCUGCCCAUUCAGCCUUUGUUUCCAGGUCUGGGAGUGCUUGUCCAGGGGAAAGCUGGGCUAG
This is a messenger RNA of Callorhinus ursinus (northern fur seal), 2654 nucleotides long. NCBI's taxonomy places the organism in Eukaryota, Metazoa, Chordata, Mammalia, Carnivora, Otariidae. The record is from RefSeq and is a predicted model, not a curated record.